AUGGCGGAUGUUCAGGAGGCAGGCUUUGCGGUUCAACUGGUUGAAGGCGUUGGAGGCGUCCGCAAGGAGCACUCCAUCCACGUCCGGAUGUUACGUGAACAACAACAACAACAACAACAACAACAACAACAACAACAACAACAACAACAACAACAACAACAACAACAACAACAACAACAACAACAACAACAACAACAACAACAACAACAACAACAACAACAACAACAACAACAAUCCCCCAUCCAAUUCUUCCUCACUCUUUCUCCUUUCUUACACUAUUAUCUCUUAUUGGCCACUGGCUAUCGUGAGAAUAAAGAUUUGAAACAACAACAACAACAACAACAACAGCAGCAGCAACAACAACAACAACAACAACAACAACAACAACAACAACAACAACAACAACAACAACAACAACAACAACAACAACAACAACAACAACAACAA
Messenger RNA from Sycon ciliatum, 447 nucleotides. Its product is annotated as ataxin-8-like. NCBI's taxonomy places the organism in Eukaryota, Metazoa, Porifera, Calcarea, Leucosolenida, Sycettidae. The annotation marks the transcript as partial. The record is from RefSeq and is a predicted model, not a curated record. The transcript is spliced from 2 exons.